AUGGAGGUGGACAUAGUUCCCAACAGUGAAGACUUAAAGAAUGACACAAGUUUUCCCAAGUACCUCAAAAAAUCUAUCAAAGAGGAGACAACAAAGGCAAAGAACUCGACAAGGAACAAAAUUAAAGAAGGAUGCAAACUGGAUGAAUACAAUGUUAAUUUAAAUAAAGGGGACAGAAAACGAGGAUUUACAAAUCAAGAUUUGGAGAAGUCUCCAGAUUUGCCUGUUGUAGACAGAGGGAAGGAGUUAGACAGGGUGGGAAAUGGUCAGACGAUCAAUAUCUCAGAUGGAGGGGCAGAUGUCAACUCCCUAAAUGUUGUUCCUGAGACCCCACUUAUUGCCAUUGACAGUGAAACAUUUAUUACUGAUGCUAGCAACCCUCCACAAAAGAAGAAUCUUAUCAGGAAAAGUAGAUUAAAGAAAAGCAAUAAAGAACAAACAAGUAAGAAGAGUCCUGUUGCUGCGAGAUGUGAAGAGACUCACACAAAUAGAACAGAUACCAACUUAUCAACGAACAUGCCUUGUGCCAAAGAAAAAGAAAUGAGUGAAAGCAUAAUUCCACCUUCUGUGGAUAUGUCUGUCAGUGAUAUGGUUGUACUGGAACAUCAAAGUGGAAAAGAAGGUUCUGAAAGUACAUCUACACAUUUAUCAAGUGAAACGCAGGAUAGCCAAACUUCUGCUGGAAGGAAGUUAAGAAGUUCUGAAAGUACAUCUACUCAACAAUCUAAUGAAACACAAAAUAGCCAAGACUACGAAGAAAGAAAGUUGAGAAACUCAGACAAAAAGCGUGGUAAGAGGAAAGCUGCUUCAUCUGUCAUUCCAGAGACUCCAGUGCAGGGAGAAGUUAAAACAACUGAGGAGGAAGUCACUGAAAUGUCAAGGAAACAGAAAGAGAAUACAGCCAUAAUGACAGAUUCGCAACAGUCCUUGUCUAGUUUAUGUAGCACCCAAGAAAGUGUUUCAAUUUUGGCACCAGUCCAUAAAACAUUUGAAAAGAUUGUUGAGAAAAAUUCACCAGCUUCUUCAAAAGAAAAUCUUAUGGCUGUGAACAGGAAUGAAGGACAGAAUAAAGAUAUCAUUGAAAUAAAAUCACAGGAAACUGAGGGAGAUAUACAAGAGAAGUCUUCAUCUUGUGAAAUCAUUGCCGAGGGAGAAUCACUAGUAAUGAAAUCAGAGAAUAACCAAUCAUUACGGAGCUCCUCUUACAAGUUAAGGAGACCAAAAAGAAAGUGCUUCUCCCUGACAAGUCCAGACAAAGGUCCAAAGAUGGAAUCACUAGCAAGAAAUGAUGUCUGUAGAGUGGAUGAUGAAGAGAUGGUGAAACAAAAUAGCAGUAAAAUAGAAAAGAAAGGGAAAUGUAAAGAGGAUUUGGAAAUUGUGAAUGAUGUGAAAGAGAAAAAACAGAGAAUUUAUGAGAAAAAUCAUUCUGAGGUAAAAAGCAGUGAGGAUAUUAAGAGUACCCCCAUUGAUGCAUUAAUUCCCACCCAGCUGUCACUGAAAAGCAUCAAGAAACAAGAAAUGAAAUUAAAGAAGCAACAACAGAGCUCUCCUGAAGAUGUUUUCUUGAUGGAUUCGGAGACACCAGUUUCUGGUUCAGGUUACCAGGAUCUGGUUCAGAACCAGGAAGGUUUGCUGGAACUAGAGCUGGGUGAUCUGGACGGUGUUUGUGAGAUGGAUACUGGGGACAGUCAGGUGAAAUCAAGUAUUGAAAGAGGAAGUGGAAAAGUGGACAACACUGUGGAUGGAGAUACUGAUCAUGUGGAAAAAUCAAGCAAUGUGAAGAAAGAGUACAGUCAAGUCAAAGAACAAACAAAUGAAUACAUGGAAUGUGGAGGCAGCAGCAAUGAAGAAACUUAUGGGGAAAGUGGAGGCAAGAACUCUGAAAGUCAUACUGUGACAACUAUACCAGAUACUGAGAGAAAUGAAGAAGAGCUUUUACAUCAAAAGAAAUCAAGAUUAAGAAGUGUUAGAGAUGUUCCUGGUGAUGGUGAUAUUUUACAAAUGGAUAGGAAAAUGACAGAAAACAGUGAUUCUUUGAAGAACUCCAAUUCACAGAAAAAUUGUAGAACGAGUAGAAGUGAUGUUAGUAAUGCAGGCAAGAGGGCAGUGAGAGGUUUGGCAAGAAAACUGAGGCAGAAGAAUGUACAGGAUCCUCUUAGUGUAUCAGAUGAAUGUAGGAAGCUUAAGGCAUUAGAUAGAGGUGACUGUAAUAGAGAACCAUCAAACAGUUCUAGAGAAGAUAUCAGUAUUAUAGAGAAAAAAGAAAAGCGAUAUCAGUCAGUGGAAGCACCUGUUUGUUUUGGUGUGGUUCCAGAGACAAUGGAGGUUGGUUUGGAAGAUCUUGAUCAAGUGGAUGAUGAGGUUACAACCAUACCAGAGACUGUGGAAAACAGCCUUCCAGGUGAUGAGGAAGAACAUGAUACAGAGAUGGAGGCCAGGACAGUGAGAGAUGAAGAAGGAGAUACAGACAUUGAAGAUGAGAAAACCACAUGCAUUCAAGAAAAGUUAGAGCAGGAUGACAUUGAGAAAAGAAAGGGAAAAGGUACAGGAAAGUCACAAAUUUCAGUGAAAGAAGAUUCUUUAAAGAUGGAUGGCAUCCAAGAAGGAGAAGACAACAAGGUAAAUAUGGAUAUUGUUGAGCCAAAACCAGAACAGGGGACCAGUCAGGGUGACAGAAAUGGAGGGACUGUUGGUGAUUCCAAAACAGUGACAAAAGAAGGAAGUUAUAUGGAGACAGCAGCAGACGAUGAGCCUCUAUUUCAUUCUCUAGAGAGUUCCCCUCUCCCAGACAUUCUGGAGGAGGAGGAUGAAAUGCAAAAGGAAAGACUAUCUGAAUGUGCCCUCAAGUCUGGAGGAGCCCUGCCACAAAAGAAGGUGGAUCCUUAUGAUAGCAGUUCCAGUGAUUUUGACCUGCUUCCUGAGGACAUAAUAAAUCCAGAGGACAUGACCCCUGAUAAUAGUCCUCGGAAAGUUGAGGAUUAUAACAAUGGGAACAGUAGUGUAGAUUUUGUGCAGGUUUGGGAAGGAAAAGUGCCAUCAUAUGAGCGAGAUACGAAGUCAGAAGGGAUGGGAACCAAAUCAGAAAAAAGAUGUGAAAAAGAGGAAAUGAAGAACUUUGUUGACCUUAGUGAUGAUAGUGAUGAUGAUGAUAAAUUGAUUCAUAGAGGAAGGAAAUGGAAGAAGGUUGUGAUAUCUGAUUCUGAUGAUGAUGAUGAUGACGUUGAUGAUGAUGAUGAUGGCAAUAAUGAUGAAGAGGAGGAAGAUAUUGGAAGGAAGAAGAAGAAGAAGAAGACAGCUGUGAUAAUAUCAGAUGAUGAAGAAGAAACUGGUUUGACAGAGGACUGGAAAUCAAAAACCUCUGUUACCUCAGAUGAAGAAGAUGAUUCUGAUUUUUCACACAGUCGCCAGAUGAAUCUGACCUCGUCAUCAGCUUUUUCCAGUCAGAGUGAAGGCUACAACACUCAGAACCAGGUGUUGCUGAGACAAGAGCUGGAGAGAAUGAAGAAAGAAAUGGCAGAAAUUGAAUCACGGAUAUCUAAAGAAAACCAGAAUAAAAGCCUCAAAAUGAAGAGGUCUCCAAGUCCUGCACCUUCACAAGAAACUGCAGAGGAGCCAUAUUCAGAAUAUUUAAGAGAAUUACAAACCGAAGCAUCUGAAGGGGAUUCACCUCAACAAUCCCAGAAGAUUGCAUCCAAAAUUGCUGAUGAAAUUGAGGCCUGCGACUCGGAUGAUAGCAGUGACUUAUUCCUCAGUCCUGCUCCUCCUUCCCCACCUCCAAAUGACCCCUGCACUCUGCCAAUAGUAGGAAUGAAACUUUCUGAAAAUUUCAAAGAGACUGAAGAAUUCUUGCAAGAGUUCAGAAAUAAUGAAAAAACAUCUCAAGAGAAAUUCAUAACUGAACAAAAUCCUGGUGAAAGAUUUCGCUCAGAGGGAAGCAGUGAUAUAGAGGCUGAGGAGGGAGAGGAUUGGAAGAUAGAGAGGGACUUGUCAAACCAUUCAUGUAAAACUGUGGAUCCAUGUGAAAUCAAAGAAUCCCUUCAGAAAUCAAAGAAUAGAGCACUAGGUAAAAGCUCUCAGAGGGGCAAUUUCACCGACAGCAAAGAACCAUCAGUGAUACAGGAAUCUCCCCAAAGCCAGAAGCCUGGCAAAAGUUCUGUGGCUAGAUUGAAAGACCUCUACCAUUCUACGCCAGUGUCCAGCAACAAGAAACCUCAAAGGGGACAGAAAAAUACUCUGUCAUUCUUAUCCCCGGUUCUGACUCCAAGGGAAUUUCCUGAAACCAAUGAAAAAGUUCAGAGCCCAUUGGUACACAGAUCACCUGAAAAGGACAAUCAAAGUAAAGUCUUUGUAGCCUCAGGUCUUCCUUUCAAUCAGUUGAAUGAGCUUCGUCGACUGGUCCAGAGCCAUGACUGUAAAUUUCACCCAAAGUUUUCUCCUUACACCACACACCUCAUAGUGAAAACAGUGCCGCCAGGGAGUAGAAUGUGUGAAAGAACCCUCAAGUUUUUCCAGGCCCUGGCCUAUAAAUGCUGGAUCCUGGAUUACAAAUGGGUAACAGACAGUAUAGCUGCUGGGAGGCUACUCGAGGAGGAUCCCUAUGAGAUUAGUGGAGAUACGGUGACAAAUGACCAUCACUGUGGGCCGCAGAAAUCCAGAACAAAGAGCCCCACAGAUCCGGGCAUUCUUAAUGGAAUCCAGUUCUACAUCAUAGGAUCCAGCCAAGGACUGAGUUCAGAUGACAUAAGGGACUUGAUAGAGACUUGUGGGGGAUCGGUGGUCCAGGAGCCAGAGAAAUUGGACCGUGACCAUCUCUGUUUAAUCAUCACAUGUGCCGCCCUGGAGGAUAGUCAGGAAACUGCCCCCUCCCAGGAAAUCAUACUGUUUAAUCGGCUGUACAGAAGACAUGGAGCUUUGACUGUGUCCAGAGAAUGGCUGCUGGACUCACUGACCGUGUAUAACUUGCAGCCACUCAGUGAAUAUGUUCUGACCUCUGUAAAGGGAAUGGUCAUUCCCUCUGUGUGAUGGUCAGUGAUUGGUCAUUCCUUCUGUGUGAUGGUCAGUGAUUGGUCAUUCCUUGUGUGUGAUGGUCAAUCUGGUCAUUUGGUCAUUGUUAGGCCAUUCCUUCUGUGUGAUGGUUUGUGUUAAGGAACUAAGUAAUGACCCAGGUAAUUUUAGCUGUUCUGUGUCUCACUAGAUGACAUUCUUUCCUUUGUAGAAGGUAGUGGUCAACCCAACCAUGUGCUGGUCAGUUUGGCCUUCGACCUCCUUGAAGGGCAUGAUCGUUCCUUAUGUGAGCCGGUCAGUGUAAAGGACAAUCUGUGAAGGUCAUGGUCAUCUCAUUAAUGUGUUGCUCAUUAAAGAGGACAACACUUUGUCUAUUUAUCCAGUUUAUGGUCUGUGGAAAUAUAGUG
Molecule: messenger RNA, 5411 nt
Organism: Saccostrea echinata
Lineage: Eukaryota; Metazoa; Mollusca; Bivalvia; Ostreida; Ostreidae
Product: breast cancer type 1 susceptibility protein homolog
Exons: 12
Coding region: 1-5022 (1673 amino acids)
Biological process (GO): positive regulation of transcription by RNA polymerase II; double-strand break repair via homologous recombination; negative regulation of fatty acid biosynthetic process
Cellular component (GO): BRCA1-BARD1 complex; plasma membrane; BRCA1-A complex
Molecular function (GO): ubiquitin-protein transferase activity
Source: RefSeq, a predicted model, not a curated record